This is a messenger RNA of Strigops habroptila (Kakapo), 3592 nucleotides long. It is a transcript of the gene CORO2A, whose product is annotated as coronin 2A. Bases 102 to 1676 code for a protein of 524 amino acids. NCBI's taxonomy places the organism in Eukaryota, Metazoa, Chordata, Aves, Psittaciformes, Psittacidae. Gene Ontology annotation, molecular function: actin filament binding. The transcript has 12 exons. The record is from RefSeq and is a predicted model, not a curated record. Gene Ontology annotation, biological process: actin filament organization.
GGGGUCCACGGGCGGGCAGAGCUGUCUAAAGCCGGGGCUGGUAGGGCUCGGCUCAGCUCCGGUCCUGUGUCCGCUUCAGGAUCCCCACUGCCAGCGGCAAGAUGUCGUGGAACCUGCAGUACCGCACCUCCAAGUUCCGCCACGUGUAUGGCAGACCUGCCAGUAAGGAGAAGUGCUAUGACUGUGUGCCCAUCACCCACAACGUCCAUGACAACCAGUUCUGUGCUGUAAACCCCCACUUCAUUGCGGUGGUGACCGAGUGUGCGUGCGGGGGGGCCUUCGUUGUCAUUCCCAUACACCAGACAGGCAAGCUUGACCCACAUUAUCCCAGAAUAUGGGGGCACAGAGGGAAUGUUCUGGACAUCAAGUGGAACCCAUUCAAUGACUUCAUAAUAGCUUCAUGUUCGGAAGAUGCCACAGUGAAAAUCUGGGAGAUCCCCAAGCCCUUGCUAACAAAAACCAUUACCAGUCCGAAGAAGGAACUUCUUGGGCAUGUUCGAAGAGUUGGUCUCAUUGAGUGGCAUCCCACUGCUAAUAACAUCCUCUUCAGCUCUGGGUAUGACUACAAGAUAAUGGUCUGGAACCUUGACACCACAAAGGCUGUGAUCUCAAACCCAGUGAAGAUCCUCAAUGCUCACAGAGAUGUGGUCCUUUCCAUGUCAUUCAACACAGAUGGCAGUCUCCUUGCCACAGCCUGCAGGGACAGAAAGAUACGUCUGAUAGAUCCUCGUGCAGGAACAGUCCUACAGGAAGCCAGCUACAACUCUCACAAAGCCAAUAAAGUCUUGUUCCUUGGAAACAUGAAGAAACUGAUCUCUACCGGAACAUCUCGGUGGAAUAAUAGGCAAAUUGCAUUAUGGGAUCAAGAUGACCUUUCUGUGCCUUUACUGGAGGAAGAUCUGGAUGGCUCCUCAGGAAUCCUGUUUCCCUUCUAUGACUCAGACACACACAUGCUUUACGUGGUGGGAAAGGGUGAUGGAAAUAUACGGUACUAUGAGAUAAGCCCUGAGAAACCAUAUCUGUACUACCUGAUGGAAUAUCGUUCUCAUUUACCACAGAAGGGAAUGGGAAUGAUGCCAAAGAGAGGCCUUGAAGUGUCAGCUUGUGAAAUCUUCCGUUUCUACAAACUAAUACCAACUAAAAGCCUGAUUGAGCCCAUCUCAAUGAUUGUGCCUCGACGGUCGGAGUCAUACCAGGAAGACAUCUACCCCUUGACCACAGCAGCCCAGCCGGCACUGACAGCACAAGAGUGGCUGAAUGGAGUUAACAAAGCACCUCUCUUGGUAUCCUUGAGACCAGGCUCUGGAGUUGUGAAUUCCUUACCAGAGUUUCCUGAGCCACAGCCACUUGUGACGACUGCUGACCUGAGCCAGCACCAGGGUUGGGGAGGAAAGAUGCCGCUGGAGGAUGUGCAGGAGCCAAGUGAGAUUGAAUACAGAAGAAAACUUCUCAAAGUGGAGGAGAAAUUGCCAAAAAAUGAGCAAAUGUGCCUCUCCAGUAGCUUUGACAUAUUUGAGUGUCCACCACCCAAAACAGAAAAUGAGCUUUUGCAGAUGUUUUACAGACAACAGGAAGAAAUCCGUAGACUACGUGAGCUGGUAAACCAGAGAGAUGUCCAAAUUAAACAGAUGAAGCUGGAGAGCGGAAACUUCUCUGUGGACACAGAUAGUUACUGAGGGUGCUAGCCUCCAGCUCUUGGCACCCCUGACAACUGCAGCAGACUCCUGUUUCUGUGGAUGAUGACUCCUAGCAUUUUUGCUGGGGGAAAAAAUGAUGCUUCAGGCAGCAUGGACUUCCCUGGCUUGUGGUGGUUACAUUUCCCUAAUCAUCACCAGAUAGUUACUGAUGGACUUGCUGUGCUUCUUCAGGCUCCCCUUGCUCGCCCGGUCACUCAUGUCAGAAGCUCAUGCAUUAAUCUAGUGAGAGACUUUUGGAAAAUCUUGCUCUUCUGGUCCUGGACUUAAGCUCUAGGAACAACCAGCCUGUUUUGCUGUCCCUCCACAUGACAUCAAGGUGGGACACUGAAGGCAGCUACCAGCUUCUUUUCCCAUUCCUGGACUCAGCAGUGUGGCUCCUGUGGCUGCAGUCCUCCUACCCUGGGAGACCACUCUGCAACUGAGCUUCAGAAGCACCUCUAGCUCCCAAGUGAAUCCUAAUGCACCGCUCUUGCCUCACAGCUUUGCCCUGGAACUGGGUGGCUAGGCAAAGCCGCAGCUGCCCUGAGUUGGGGAUAGUCCCGCUCUGAGCGGGAGGCUGCACUGGGGGUGCCACGUGCUGGCACUUUUGUGAUAGAUAAAGGAGAGUUGAUGUUUGAAGGUUCUACUGUUAAAAAGGUGGUGGUGUGGGCUGGUUCUCACCACAGAAGCUGCAGGUGCAGUGGAGGUCUCUGGGUCCUUUGAGUCAAUGGCCUUCUGUUCCUCCUUCUGCCAAACACCAGCAGCAGUCAGCUGGGGACCCGUGGUGCUGCAGUGGUCAUCAGGCAAAUGAGAACAACCUUUAAAGCUGUGGUGUUGGCAGCGGGGUGUUUGCCAAGAGGGGUUAAAAGGAAGAGGUAGGACUUGGAUCCCCAACACACUGCAGAUCUUUGAGCAAGUGUGCUGUCAGCCACAGGAGGAGCAUAGGACUGUGGUGGUCACAAACAGCCCUCCCCUGUUGCUGGAGUAUUGCUUGUCCUUGUAUCUGCAGCUUCUGCUUUCGUAGCUCCCAGCUGCCAGCGCCUUGUCCAAUGCCCACAGCUACCUACAGCUCUUCCCAGCUGUGUUGCCCAGCCUCCAGGGCUGCGUGUCUCCCCAGGCCCUGCAGCCACACACACAUCUGUGCCCUUCAGCACAGGGAGCAAGAGCAGCUGCAGGAUGCAUGCCAUCCUUUGUUUCAGGGCUGGCACUUGUGACCAGAUUUUAUGCAGCCUGCCUGCAGUGCAGAGCACCCAUGCAGAGCACAGACCUGCCUGCCUCAUCGGUGCCUGGGGUCUCUUCCUGUUUGUUCCUGCAGUGUGGGGCAAGAGAGUGCACUGUCUGUUGCCUAGGGAUCUGAGUGUAGCAGCAGCACCGGAGCGGGAAUGUCCCAAAUGCAGAGCUUAUGGAGAUGUCUUAAACCCAAGCAGAGCAAGCUACCACUUUUUUAACCUGUAUCCGUGCACCUUUGUUGUGACACAUGCAGGAAUGAAUGCUAUCCCCUUCUAGUUGCCUGAAGUCUAAUGUUUUCUCAAAGUCUAAAAAAAUUUAAGUAUAUAUGUAGUCAGAAAUUUCCACAGGACUCCUUAGCAAGGGGACUAAACGCUGUGCACUGCCUGUGCUCAUGUGAGAUGCCCCUCUGGUUAUCCCUGAAAGCAAUAGCCAGCAGGUAGCUCAUGGGCACUAAAUACUUUCAAGAGAAUCACACAAAGACUUCAGCAUCCCUUUUUCCCUGCUGCAAACAUGUCACCUGCUUUCAAAAAAUAUUCUUCAUUUCUCAAUAGCAACAACAGAUGUGGGUGCUAAAAAGUCACAAAUACUGUUGUUUCUUUCUGCAGCAUUACAGAAAGGGGGUAGUUGUUCAUGUGCUUCCAGAGGAGUCCUUUAGCAUCAGUCAAUUAACACUACUCUUUUUGUAA